Penicillium waksmanii is the source of this 366-nucleotide messenger RNA. RefSeq lists its product as uncharacterized. NCBI's taxonomy places the organism in Eukaryota, Fungi, Ascomycota, Eurotiomycetes, Eurotiales, Aspergillaceae. Bases 1 to 366 code for a protein of 121 amino acids. The record is from RefSeq and is a predicted model, not a curated record. The transcript has a single exon.
AUGGAGAUGACUCCGGUAUUGCCCUCGAAUCUGGACUUUGCCGUCUAUCGAGAAGACUUGAAACCACCGAGCCUUGAGGACAUGCGUGUUUACUGGCACACUAAAAUGCUGGCUGCACAGCGAUACAUGACUGUGAUGAACGAAGGCUUCAGUCUUGCCCUCCAUUUAAACAAUGACCGAUAUGCGGACGAGCUAGAAGCAAACAUCAAAAAGGAUUUCAGCACUCAACGGCCGCGUGUUAUUGACAACUCAGAGGAUCCUGAUUUGAGUUGGACCGAUCUUAUCAGAGAGACCAAUGAAGCUUCUUUCACCCAGGUUGACAAAGGGUGUAUUCGUGUUGUGUUCGCAAUCACACCGUCCAAAUGA